CUCCGCCGUCGCCCCGCCCAUUAGCCUUUGCCCCGGUGAGGGUGGGACUUCCUGUCUCUUGUAUCCAAGGUCCUCCAAAGUGAGGACCCUCACUGAGGACGAGGAUGUGCAGAGCUGCGGCGGCGAGUCUGGAAGCAGAUUAGCUGGGGCCUAGUGCACGGGUUCGGAGAGGGCCAUGGAGGUGCGGCCGCCGGCGCCACAGAGCUUCCUCUGCAAGCCGCUGAGUCCUUUCCGUCGGGUCUUUGCUGCAGGAGCUGUCGCCGCCGAUUCGGAGGCUCUCGUGGAGAACCAGAAGCUGUCUUCUUACGUCCCAAAGCCCGAUUACUCGGAAUCCGGAUGGGACCGCCUCCGGGACCUGUUUGUCAAAGAUGAACAACAGAGAACUUCAAAGGAACUUGAGAAUAUAUAUAAGGCGGCAAUUUCAGCAGGCAUCAUUGGCUGGGCAUAUGGGGGAGUACCAGCUUUUAUUCAUGCUAAACAGCGGUAUGUUGAGCAGAGCCAAGCAGAAAUUUAUCAUAACCGGUUUGAUGCUGUGCAAUCUGCACAUCGUGCUGCCACACGAGGCUUCAUCAGGUACGGCUGGCGCUGGAGUUGGAGAACUACAGUGUUUGUGACUAUAUUCAACACAGUCAACACUGGUCUAAAUGUGUACAGAAAUAAAAAUGCCCUAAGCCAUUUUGUCAUUGCAGGAGCUGUCACAGGAGGUCUUUUUAGAAUAAACUUGGGCCUGCAUGGUCUGGUGGCUGGUGGCAUCAUCGGAGCUUUGCUGGGCACUCCUGUAGGAAGUCUGUUGAUGGCAUUUCAGAAGUUCUAUGGUGAGACUGUCCAAGAGAGAACACAGAAGGAUCGCAAAGCACUCCAUGAGCUGAAACUCGAAGAGAGCAAGGCCAGACUACAAUUUACUGAGCUCCUCCCUGAAGAAAUUGAAAGUAGCUUAAAGAAAAAUCGAUCCAAAGAUGAUGUUGAGAAAAUUGAAGCACUGUUAAAUCUUCCUAGAAACCCUUCAUCAACAAAUAAACAAGACAAAGACUGAAAAUGUUCUGGACUUAAAAUUCAUUGGUGAAUCGAAGGGAUCUAUGUCCAUUGGAUGCCAAUGGGUAGGCUUCUUGGUCAGCCUACUGACAGAUAUAAAUGCUAGCAUCUCUAGUGGCAGUAACUUGCUUUUAUCUUUUUCUAAACAAAGAAUUGGGCUAGUGUAUGCUCACUUUACUUAUGCUUAAAUUUAAAUACACACUCAUGUCUUUCCUGAUUGAUCUAUAUAUUUGACAAUCUGUACUGAUUAAUCAGCACAUAAUUCUUUUCCCUGGAUUUUACAACAGUAAAUUAAAAAACUCCCAAGAUUGGAGUUGAAUUCUGUAGGUUAUAUGUUUAUUCUUGCAGCCCUUUAAAAGGAUACUUGAGAAAUUACUAGGAAGAAGAGGGAAAGAACCAGGUGAGGAAAAUGGUCUAUGAUAAAACCCUUGUGCCUUUGGGUCUUGGAAAUAUCGCAAGCCUAAGUGUGGCAGCACCUGGGUGGCUGUUGGUUGAGUGUCCAACUCUUGAUUUAGGCUCAGGUCAUGAUCUGCAGGUCGUGGAAUGGAGCCUUGUGUGAGGCUCCAUGCUUGUCCCUCCCCACCCACCCACACACGUGCCCUCUCUCAAAUAAAUAAAAUUUAAAAAAAUAAAAAGGUAAUUCCUAAGCCUUUUGAAAUACAAUGUAAAUUUAACAAACAUGAUAACCAUCAUUUAAAAAAAA
Molecule: messenger RNA, 1735 nt
Organism: Ailuropoda melanoleuca (giant panda)
Lineage: Eukaryota; Metazoa; Chordata; Mammalia; Carnivora; Ursidae
Gene: TIMMDC1
Product: translocase of inner mitochondrial membrane domain containing 1
Exons: 8
Coding region: 176-1033 (285 amino acids)
Biological process (GO): mitochondrial respiratory chain complex I assembly
Cellular component (GO): mitochondrion
Source: RefSeq, a predicted model, not a curated record